AUGAAAUCAUUCAAAACAGUUGUUCUGGGUCAGCAAAAGCAACAAGUCCCCACCUCCUGGAAUAAUGAAACAUUCUUCAUAACUGCAGAAGCAGUAUUUGAAAAUGGUGCAAGAUAUUGUCAUGAUAGAGCCGAAGCAAUCAGAAUGGCUCAAAGACAAAUUCAUAUGGUUGAAGAAUAUCAAUUGGAUAGCCAUGACUAUGAUGAAACUGGUACUACUACUGGAGCUACUAGUCGAGCAUCUAUAAGUGAUUCUGAGGUUGUUAUAAAUGCUGAUUCUGUAUUGAGUGAGUUUACUGAGAUUGAUAGUUAUGAGUAUGGUGAAUCAGUAAUUAGCAGUGAUUAA
Hemisphaericaspora subhashii is the source of this 345-nucleotide messenger RNA. RefSeq lists its product as uncharacterized. The record is from RefSeq and is a predicted model, not a curated record. The coding region runs from base 1 to 345 and encodes 114 amino acids. Lineage: Eukaryota; Fungi; Ascomycota; Pichiomycetes; Serinales; Debaryomycetaceae. The transcript is spliced from 2 exons.